GGCUCCCAGGCUCCAUAAAACCCCCUGUCCCAGCACACUGCACCCAUCCUGUCGGCAUGGAGAGCCAGCGCCUGUCCUCCUACAGCCGCCGCUUCGGCACCACCGCCCCGCUGUACCGGGUGCUCCCCGCCAGCCCCCCAGUGCGGCUCCGGGCCCCCCGCAGCACCCAUCUGGGUCCCCGCAUGGGCGCCCGCCUGGUCUCGGGCAGGAUGGACUUCUCGUUGGCCGCGGCGCUCAACUCGGAGUUCAGGGAGACGCGCACCAACGAGAAGGUGGAGAUGAUGGAGCUCAACGACCGCUUCGCCAGCUACAUUGAGAAGGUCCGGCUGCUGGAGCAGCAGAACAAGGUGCUGGUGGUGGAGCUGAACCAGGCACGGGACCAGGAGCCCUCGCAUCUGGCCGAUAUCUACCAGGAGGAGCUGCGUGACCUGCGGCGCCACGUUGAGCAGUUGGCCACCGCCAAGGCCCGUCUGGAGAUCGAGAGGGACAACCUCAGCGAGGACCUUGGCAGCCUCCAGCAGAAGCUGCAGGACGAGGUGACCCUGAGGCUGGAGGCCGAGAGCAACCUGGCUGCCUACAGGCAGGACGUGGACGCCGCUGCCUUGGCUCGCCUGGACCUGGAGCGGCGGGUGGGGACGCUGCAGGACGAGAUCUCCUUCCUGCGCAAGGUGCACGAGGAGGAGCUGCGGGAGCUGCAGGAGCAGUUGGCCCGGCAGCGGGUGCACGUCGAGGUGGACACGAGCAAGCCCGACCUGACGGCUGCCCUGCGCGACAUCCGCAGCCAGUACGAGGCCAUGGCCACCAGCAACGUCCAGGAGACCGAGGAGUGGUACAAGUCCAAGUUCGCAGACCUGACGGACGCGGCCGCCCGGCAUGCUGAGGCCCUGCGCGGGGCCAAGCAGGAGGCCAACGAGUACCGGCGCCAGCUCCAGGCCCUCACCUGCGACCUGGAGGCUCUGCGGGGCUCGAACGAGUCCCUGGAGCGGCAGCUGCGGGAGCUGGAGGAGCGCUAUGCCCUGGAGACGGCCGCGUACCAGGACACGGUGGCGCGGCUGGAGGAGGACGCCUGCAGCCUCAAGGAGGAGAUGGCGCGGCACCUGCAGGAGUACCAGGAUCUGCUCAGCGUCAAGCUGGCCCUCGACAUCGAGAUCGCCACGUACCGCAAGCUGCUGGAGGGCGAGGAGAGCAGGAUCACCAUCCCUGUGCAGAGCUUCUCCAACCUGCAAAUCCGAGAGACCAGCCUGGACACUAAAUCCGUGUCAGAAGCCCAUGUGCAGAGGAGCAUCGUGGUCAAAACUGUGGAGACCAGAGAUGGAGAGGUGCUGAAGGAGGCCAAGCAGGAGCACAAGGAGGUGGUGUAGGGCAGGCGCCCGCAGCAGCCGUGUGCUUGUAGCCGUAGCUCCGUAGGUCCCAUCCGAUGCUGCAAGGGAGCCGGUGGCCGGUGCGAGUCCCGGGAGGAGCUGGUGGUGCUUCGGUGGGGACAUCUCCCUCCCAUCCACCCCUUGCCUCUCCCACGUAGUCCCCUGCCCCAGGGACAUCACUGACACCCUCCUUGGAGCUGGUUCCCAGCAGAGCACCCGUCUGGCCGGGCACUGAGUGGGGUGGGGAUGGACAACACCUGAGGGAGGUGAACAGAACCAGGCAGAGCUGAGAUUCCCAACUGGGAUGCUACAAUAUUCCCAUAGCACGGAGGGGUGGGUGGUUUUGGGGCCUGCAUCCCACCUUGGUGCUCUCUGCAUGGUCUGGGAUGUCACCCCAAAUCUCCCCAGUACAUCCAGACCCUGAGCACCCUUGGUGCUGGGGGGCUGCAGGGUGCAAGGUACUGGCUGGUCAGGGAUGUUUCCCCAUCACCAAGCAUGGGGUGAGCUUAGCCAAGAGGCAUGGGCAGGAGGAAGAGGAGGAUGGAGAGGCAGGGCGCUGUCGGGAUGAUGCUAAAGGGGGGUGAAAUGAGGAUAAUGAGGGAUUCCUAGGGAUAAGGAUGGGUUCUUGGGGAUGCUGGGGUGGCCGGGGUGCUUUGUGGGGCUGAAGCAGCGGUGGGCACAGCAGGCUGGGUAGCCACAAGGGCUUCUCCUGGCACAGCGCUAUGGGGCUGUCCUGACCUGCAUUGGGUGUCCACCACCACCGUGUCCCCAUGGUCAUGGUGAGGAAAAACACUCCCAAGGGACUCAUGGCAAGGGGUGACCCGUGGCCCUGGUGGGGUCCCAGGCAGUUAAAAAUGGAGAGGAGGGGAGUGCAGAGAAGGAGGGUGUCAGGGCACCCAUGGGUGUUCUCACAGUUGGAGGUGCCUUCUGCAAUCCAGAAGGACAAAUGGAGCCAUCCCUGUCCUGCCUGUCCCGCUGGGAGCCAGGGGCACUGGGGUUCGGGCUGUCCCAGUCAAUCCUUGCUGUGCACGGAGCCCGAGCCCUCCUCCAGCGUGGGCAUCCAUGGUGGGGUUGGGAGCAAUCCCUUGUCCUUGUCCCCAUGUCUGUACUCCUGUUCUCCCCUUGGACCAGCACGUGCCACGCGGGGCCAUCGCCCAGCCUGGUGCUCGCCUGCAGCCCCUCUACCCACCUGCAGCUUAGCUGCUGACCACGAGCAAAGCCUGCCCUGAUGCCACCUAACAUAGGAGCAAUGACCCAGCAGCACUUCUCAUACCCUGCAAGCCCUUCGGGAUGAGCACAUGGGAUGCCACUCGGAUGCCAUCCCCCUCAUCCCUUCUGUCCCCCUCGUCCCCUGGCUCAGGUGCUGAGCACACUUUGCCACUACCGACUCCAGAAAGGCCAUUCCCAGGGGCAGAUGUUACAGGAGAUGGGUGCUGCCCGGGUUUGGCAUCCGUGGUGGGAUGGUGGUGGCCCAGGGGGCUCAGUCCCCUGCGAGCAGCCUCUGGCUGGAGCUUUGCAGCCCACGUUGCUGCUGAAUUAAUGCACUAACGCCCACAGCAGCUUGAGAUGAGAAAUAAAGCUAAAACAAGUGCUCUGCUUCCA
Messenger RNA from Strigops habroptila (Kakapo), 2963 nucleotides. It is a transcript of the gene GFAP, whose product is annotated as glial fibrillary acidic protein. Gene Ontology annotation, cellular component: cytoplasm; intermediate filament; cell projection. Bases 57 to 1361 code for a protein of 434 amino acids. Gene Ontology annotation, molecular function: structural constituent of cytoskeleton. The transcript has 9 exons. The record is from RefSeq and is a predicted model, not a curated record. Lineage: Eukaryota; Metazoa; Chordata; Aves; Psittaciformes; Psittacidae. Gene Ontology annotation, biological process: intermediate filament organization; regulation of chaperone-mediated autophagy.